AUGCAGGAAGACGCCUACGACCAAGAGCUUCGAGCCAUCAGAUCGUCGCGCCAUGGGUUGAGGUUGACAGCAUUUGGAAAGUCAGCAGGGAGUGCCUGCCGCAAGGUGUGUAAGUCGCCCAUGGCAAGAGGAUGUGCCAUGUGCAGGAUACAACACAAGAUGAUGCUGAGCGGGAACCUCGUCGAUGCGUACGGGGUGGUCACGCCGCUUCCUGGAGGAGGUGAAGGAGUUUCAGGAUCGUAUGAGGAGUCACAGGACACUCCGGGCUGUGUGUUGACGGGAGACACGACGAGAGACGAGCGAAGGAUCGACUGCGUGAGGGACCCGGAGUCAGGUUGGGAAUCUGUUGGACCGGGAGUACUGGAAGACGACCUGUUGAAGCUCAACGACUUGUCUCCUUCUGAGAUCAAGCACCGGAUCCUCGUCUACUGUACCGUCCGGUAUCAGGCAGAAUUGUCAAAACAACCGGCUUGUUACGACGCGCUCAGCGACUAUAUCUUGGGCAAGCCUGAGGCAGCGCACGUGCGAUGGGAGUGGGACGAUUUGAUAGACCAUGAUUCGGAGAGUGAGUCCAACAUGUCCGGGAGAGCGAUGAAUGUAGACGCCAUUGUCGAGAACUAUCUGCAAAACCUGUGUCUGAACAGCGGAGACUCGCUCUCGCAGGAGGACGAGGAGGAGCUUUGUAAAGAUUUUCUGUGA
This is a messenger RNA of Guillardia theta CCMP2712, 699 nucleotides long. RefSeq lists its product as hypothetical. The coding region runs from base 1 to 699 and encodes 232 amino acids. NCBI's taxonomy places the organism in Eukaryota, Cryptophyceae, Pyrenomonadales, Geminigeraceae. The transcript has 6 exons. The record is from RefSeq and is a predicted model, not a curated record.